Penicillium chermesinum is the source of this 4107-nucleotide messenger RNA. RefSeq names its product mRNA-binding translational repressor SSD1 (gene ssdA). The record is from RefSeq and is a predicted model, not a curated record. Gene Ontology annotation, cellular component: exosome (RNase complex); P-body. The transcript has 5 exons. Gene Ontology annotation, biological process: mRNA catabolic process. Lineage: Eukaryota; Fungi; Ascomycota; Eurotiomycetes; Eurotiales; Aspergillaceae. Gene Ontology annotation, molecular function: 3'-5'-RNA exonuclease activity; RNA binding. Bases 1 to 4107 code for a protein of 1368 amino acids.
AUGGAUCAGAACAACCAGUCCGGGGUUCCAGGCCCUGCUGGUCGGAAGCUCCAUAUUGCUCACCGGAGAAGUCCCUCUGAGCUUACCCCUCUGAUGAUGGAACAACUGGCCAUCCAGCAACAAAUUGAGCUUCUUCAGCAGCAGCAGCAGCAAAUUGCGGCUACACAUCAACAAUACGUUAACAUGGGUCUGCUCCAGCCUCAGCAGCUGGGUCAGGUCAACGCCUUCUCUCCCGGCGGCGGCCUGGGCGGUGGUACCCCCCAAGUCGGCACUGCCUUCCAGUUCCCUCAACAGCCUCAACAACCCCAACAGCAGCAACUUGGGGUGUCCAUGAAUGCACCGGCCCACAACACUCAUCGUCGUAACCAAUCUGCUCUUCCCGGCAUGGCCAUGGGGCCUCCUCCUGCACCCUCAUCCGGAGCCUCCGGCUAUGCCGAUUACAACCAACAGGGUAAUAAUAUGCAGAAGACUGAAAAUACUGGUCAUGGCCGUGGACGUGGUGGUCCACCCGGCGGUGGUCACCAGCGGCGCCAUUCUCUUGCGUUGCCCGAGGCCAAGAAGGCCGCGGAGCUUGCACAGCAGAAGCGAACCGCAUCUGGCUUCUCAUUCCCCCAGGCUCCUGCCCCAGGUGGUGGCUCGGAUAAUCAGACUGGAUCAGAAGAGAAGCCACCAUCCAGCACCUCCCCGGCACCUCAGGGACUCGGUAUGCAGCGUGCUGGUAAUGUUCGAGCUGGUGGUCAUGGCCGAAGCCAGUCCAUGGCGGUAGGCGGCUCCCGAGGCUCACUAUCUGGUCGUGGUGCGGGUGGAUUCCAAUUCCCGCAGAUUCCUGAAUCUGGCCAAUCCGAUAACCAGCGUCGGGGUAGCCAGACAGGAGGCCAUGCUCGCUCUGGAUCACGAAACUUUGACGGAAAUUGGCGCCAGCCAAACAACCAAAACCAGGACCAGCAGAAGCCUUUUGGCCAACAGCAGGGCGGCAACUUCCAGCCUGGCCAUCGUUCGCGAGCUUCUAUGAACCAGUCUAUGGGCUCCAUUGGGCAAUUCCAGUACCCUGGUCAGCCUCAGCUUAUCCAAUUGCCUCAGGGAGGGGUCAUGAUGGCUCCACCAAAUAUCUUUGGUGCCAACCAGCAACUGAACCCAAUGCAGAUUGCUCAACUACAAGCUCUUCAGCAACAGAAUGGGCAGGCUCUUGGUGGCCUUGGGGCUAGCCAGCAUGCCCCGCCGCAGCUGACCGUACAGCAGCAGCAACAACAGCAGCAGCAGCAACGCAAGACCCUUUUCACUCCUUACCUUCCCCAGGCCAACCUUCCCGCUCUUAUCAGCAAUGGCCAGUUGGUGGCUGGUGUUCUGCGCGUCAACAAGAAGAACCGAUCUGAUGCCUAUGUCACAACCACCGACUUGGAUGCCGACAUCUUUAUUUGCGGUAGCAAGGAUCGCAAUCGUGCUCUUGAGGGUGACUUUGUCGCCAUUGAGCUCCUUGAUGUCGACGAGGUGUGGUCACAGAAGAAGGAGAAGGAAGAGAAGAAGAAACGGAAAGACAUCACCGAUGCUCGGUCUGGCAGCAAUGCCGGUAACGACAAGCUUGGACGGUCUGACUCUAACAAUGAAAAGCAAGAAAUUGGACCAGAUGGAAGCAUCCGCCGUCGCGGCAGUCUUCGCCAGCGUCCCACGCAGAAGAAGAAUGAUGAUGUCGAAGUUGAAGGCCAGAGUUUGCUUUUGGUUGAAGAGGAUGAGAUUAGUGAUGAGCAAAAGCCCCUGUACGCUGGGCACGUUGUUGCUGUCAUUGAGCGCAUUCCGGGCCAGAUGUUCUCAGGAACCCUUGGUCUCUUGCGGCCAAGCAGCCAGGCCACUAAAGAAAAGCAAGAAGCUGAGCGUCAAUCCCGUGAUGGCAAUGGCCGUAACCAGGAUCGACACCAGGACAAGCCUAAGAUCGUUUGGUUCAAGCCUACUGACAAGCGUGUUCCUCUGAUCGCAAUCCCCACCGAGCAAGCACCUCGUGACUUUGUGGAGAAGCACCAGGACUAUGCCAAUCGUAUAUUUGUUGCUUCCAUCAAGCGGUGGCCCAUUACCUCCCUGCACCCCUUCGGUACCCUUGUCGAGCAACUUGGUGAGAUGGGUGACCUGCGUGUUGAGACCGAUGCUCUUCUUCGUGAUAACAACUUUGGCUCUGACGAAUUUUCUGAUGCCGUCAUCAAGAGCAUUGGCUACGAGGAUUGGUCUGUUGCCAAGGAAGGUGAUGCACUCGCCCAACGCCGCGAUUUCCGUGAGGAGACCACUUUCACCAUUGAUCCCCAGGACACCCAGGCACUGGAGGAUGCUUUCCACGUCAAGAAACUUGACGAUGGCAAGAUUGAGCUUGGUGUUCACGUUGCUGAUAUUGCCCACUUUGUAAAGAGCAAUUCUCUUGUGGAUCGGGAGGCUAAGAAGCGAGGAACUGCUGUGUACUUGGUUGAUCGAAUCAUGAACAUGCUGCCCCCUCGUGUCUCUACUGAGCUGUGCUCCCUACUUCCUGGCGAGGACCGACUGACUGUCAGUGUGGUAUUCAAGGCUAACCCCGAGACUGGCGCCGUUGACGACGAUGUCUGGAUCGGCAAGGGCGUCAUCAAAAGCGCUGGCCGUCUUGGAUAUGAUGAGGUUAACUCCGUGCUUACCGGAAAAUUGGAUAAAACCGAUGCUGGUAUCGCCGUCGAGAGUAUCCAGCUUUUGAACACCAUUGCGAACAAGUUCCGUGAUGCGCGGUUCGGUAAUCGCGUGGCCAAUGUUCCUUCUUUGCGCAUUAUUCAACAGCUUGAUGACGAGAAUGUGCCUGUCGAGUACAACAUCUUCGACUCCACUCCAGCUCAUGAGCUUGUUGAAGAACUGAGCCGUCAGGCCAACUUCUUUGUCGCGCGCAAGAUCUCCAACGCGAUGCCUGAAAAGGCAUUCCUGCGCCGCCAGCCCUCCCCCAAUCCUCGCCGUCUGACUCAGUUCGUCGACCGCAUGAACCGUCUUGGAUACGGCCUUGACGCAUCCAGUAGUGGUAGCUUGCAGAGCUCUCUCUGCAAGGUGCAGGACGUCGAUCUCCGCAAGGGAAUGGAAACCUUGCUGGCUAAAGCCAUGCAACGCGCCAAAUACUUUGUUGGGGCUGGUUCUGGCGACGAACUGCGCCAGCAUUACACUUUCAAUGUGCCCGUUUACACUCAUUUCACCAACCCAUCUCGACGCUACUCAGACAUUGUCGUCCAUCGUCAGCUCGAGUCCAUUCUUUCCGAGGGAGCGAUUGAAUUCAUGGAUGAUGUCGAGUCCCUGAACAAGACUGCCGACCUUUGCAACAACAAGAAAGACUCGGCUCACAAUGCUCAAGAGCAGAGUGUUCACAUUGAAGCUUGUCGCAACAUGGAUCGCAAGAGCCAUGAGAUUGGAGGUGAUCUUAUCAGUGAGGGUAUCGUUCUUUGCGUGUACGAGUCGGCCUUUGAUGUUCUUAUCCCCGAGUAUGGCUUUGAGAAGCGAGUGCAUUGCGAUCAGCUGCCGCUCAAGAAGGCUGAGUUCCGCAAGGAGACCCGCAUUCUCGAAUUGUACUGGGAAAAGGGUGUUCCGUCCUCUGCUUACAUCCCGGAAGAUGAGCGCCCCAAGCCUACCAACUCUCGCGCUGCUCAGGCUGCGGCUGCGGCCCGUGAGGCUGAGGCUGCCAAAGAACGCGCCCGGGAGCAGGACGAGGCCAUGCGCAAGCAAACUGAGACCGGUACAAUGUCCGCUGACGAUGUUGAUGCCCUCUUUGAUGAUGAUGAAGAUGUGGACGAGGUGACUGAGCAGGCUGCCGGGGUGUCUCUCAGCUCUGCUGAUCGGUCUACCCAGAGCAUGCCGCCGUCGCCCACCCGCAACGGCCAUCUGCAGCAAGCUCCCCAUCGUACUCGUUCCGAUCCUAAGAUUGCCUCGAGCACCAGCGACGCUCCUGAGAGCAAGCUUACCAACAAGGAGAAGUACCUCAAGCUCUUCAAAUUGCGUGAAGAGGAUGGCGAGUUCAUUCAGGAUGUCAUUGAGAUGUCCCGUGUGCCUAUCAUCCUAAAGACUGAUCUUAGCAAGAGCCCACCAUGCCUCACUGUUCGGUCCGUGAACCCUUACGCUCUGUAA